Fomitopsis serialis is the source of this 3504-nucleotide messenger RNA. RefSeq lists its product as uncharacterized. The record is from RefSeq and is a predicted model, not a curated record. Lineage: Eukaryota; Fungi; Basidiomycota; Agaricomycetes; Polyporales; Fomitopsidaceae. Bases 1 to 3504 code for a protein of 1167 amino acids. The transcript is spliced from 18 exons.
AUGUGUCCGCCGUUUGAUAUUCAUCACUACGGCACGUCCGCAUCUACGUCGAACCAAGCUUGCGCGUUGCCGAUGUCCGUUUUAGGCAAGAUCCCUUCGAUUCCCGCCUCGCCGGGUCAGGGCAUUCGUAAAGUUUACAGUUUCUGCAACCGCCAGUCGUGGAAAAUAGACCCAGUCAAGUGGGGAGCGAAGUUCAGUUCAGUCUCCGUUGACACGGGAAGGACCGAUACGUCCUCAACUCACAGUCUGGACGGCGGUCAUGGUUCCGACGUCGAACUCUCGGACAGCGACCAGGAGUCCGCGCCACCCGCAACCCCUACCGAAGACUCUGCGCCCCCUAGCAUCGCGACCCACUAUUCGCCCGGGAAUUCAUUCAUGAAGCUGCUAGAUCAACCGGAGGACCCGUCGCGCAUCAAAGAGCAGACCAACCCGUUCAUGGCUCUCUUGCCCCGGACUUGCCCCUCUGAGGAAGAUCACCAGCUUACGUCGCGUUUCUUCGAAGAGAUUUGGACGCUGUGGCGGAAGUGGGUGGAAGCUGGACGCGAUGGAUUCAUUUUGCAGGAGAUCUUCGACAUCGAGGAACAGGAAUUCUGGGGAUUGCAGAGCAAGCUGGAGGAGAGUUGGGAGUGGGAUGUGAGAGGGGAAUUAGCGAAGUACGUUGCAUUCCUGCGAACCAUCAACAUCGACUACUGGCCGCAAGAAGGCAAACUCGUCGCUCAAACGCCAACGUUCAGUGAGGACUUCACGUUCGACUUCCUCACAGACAUGGCCUCGAAGUUUCGCGAGACCAUUGUCACGUUCUCGGACGCGCGGCCGUGCGUCGCCUACAAGAUGGUGAUCAAGACGCCAGAAGUACAGUUCUCCCUGCGCCACAGCUCAAUCGUGAAGGAUAUGAACUUGGUUCCGGGAACAGGCCAAGAGAUCUUCUUCGCGCUUGUGACCCACACACGGGCGGAAUUCCUCUAUCAGACGCGAAAGAUAGCGGCUGCUUUGCCCUCAAUGAAUGCCCUGCAAGGCUUCGUCGUCGCUCUGGCUGGCCCAGCGGAUGCGAUGACGCCCGAUCAAGUCCUCUACUGUGGCGGUCGUUCACCGCCGGGUGGUGGGCCAGUGGGGAUGGAGGCGUGUCUGGCCAUGUACCAGGUCAACGAGUUCAUCGAUUUUCAGGAGUGUGUGCGAGGCGCGGGGAGCUUGGAGGACUGGGAGACCCAGGGGCCGAGGUUCAUGCGACUGCUCCGACGUGGAAUUCCUCCUCAGACAGCCCCUCCUGACGGCAAUCGAUUCUUAGAAGGGCGCCUCACAGACAUCAUCUACGCACACGCUAUGAGGAUCGCCGAGCCCUCCCCCAUCGGGCCGUUGCGGCAAGACGGCCACAGUCGCACGGACCCCGACGAGUUGAAGGGCGUCAGUCACGACCGAUACGUGGACAAGGACUUGCUGGGAGAGGUUUGCGAGGGCUCAGGGGACAAGGCCAUUCGGUGGUUGCAGCGCGUUCUGUACCACAAGUUGGCGGCGAUCGUUUGUCAGCGAGAAGGUCAAGGUAGGGGCUUCCUUCUGAAGGGAUCCCUUCCCUAUUGUGACAAGGGCGAGUACCGCAACAACUUCUUGAAUGCGGCGCUGUGGGAAGUAAUUGAGAGAGAAGGUAGGAAGCAAGAAGGAUCUCAGCACGCUCCACCGAGUUGGAUGCACGAUGCCAUCGAGAACCUAUGGCGGAGGCUCAUGGACCGCCCGUUCUCGGAGAUAGCGGACGUAUUUGGCUACGACAUUGCAAGUGUCGUUACCGGCAUAGGUGCACAUCCGGCGGUGGUGCCGGAUGCGUCGUUCCUCGUAGAUUUCGGCUAUACUUCGCAUGCGCUCUGUCAAACGGAAUGCGGAGUAUCCCAGAGUCCUAAGGACAUCAUGGCCAAGUUGGCGGACAUGUGUGAUCGCCAGCUGAUCGCGGCAUGCGGGAUCUUCAUCCUGCUGAUGCGGGAAACCCGUGCCAAUAGCGGCGGCAAGGUACCCGUCAGAGUGCCCAAAGCGUGGAUGGAUGCAGCAGGGAACGUCACCGAUGAGGAGAGGUCGAAUGCGGACGGGAGUGCCGAUGAAGAUUGGGGAAAAUGGGAGCUCCUGGGCGCGCCUCCGAGCAGGGGACGCGCCUCAAGACAAGGCAUCAACGCCCCUCUUGGGCAGCGACCUCGAGAUGCGCUCACCCCAAUGGUCAAGUGCUGGCCAAACCACGUCAUGCCCCCCAUCGCCGUUAAAUCGAUUGCCGUUCACGGGGCAACCCGCGGGUAUGUGCUUGUCAUACUCCCCCCGGAGUAUCACAAGUUUCGCCAGGCCGUGGAUGAGCAGUGGGAUCUCACGAGGAUCCUCACGGAGUUUGUAUUCAUGGAGAUUCGUCUGGACAAGGAGUCCACCGACCUGAUGCCCAUCGUGAGCCCACAACUCAGCCCACCCGAUGCCGUGCGUCGCAUCAAAGAGCACCUAUCUAGGUUGUUCGUGCUCAUGUACAACCUUCUGGCCGCUGUGAACGACCGGGAGGGCGAUGUUCAACAAAGGGCCGCUUUACACCGCUUUCGCGGUAUCAAGGAACCCGGCAAUAAGGUCCUCUUGACUAUCGCCAAAGAGGACCUACAGGGUUACUCGACGACCUUGCCGAGUCUUGACCCGGGGACCCCCGCCGCCGACAUGGUGCUGCACAUGCAGCACAACUUCUCCUCCGCUUUCGACGUGUUUACCGACCGCCUCCCCGCGAACGCCUUGUCGUACGCUCUGUCGGGAUGCCGCAAGCGCAUGCGCAAGGCCGUCUUGGAAGAGCAAAUGAAGGAGAAGCACGCCAGGAACAAGGAGCAGGCCAAGGCCCAGGGAAAACGCGUUCGGCCCAGGCACACGGCCAAGGCGAGUGCGAAUACGAGCACGAAUACAAAAGUGAAGGGGGCGGGGAAUGCGAAGGCGCAGGGUAAACGGGCCGGGCGAAACUCUGACGACCGCGACGUGCUCAUAUCCUUAUCACAAACAGAAAUUUCGGACUUGCUAGCACUUCUUAUGAGCUUUCCGACGCUACCAACAUCCCUUCAAACCACUCGUUCUCGUCUUCAGGAUUGCGUAGUUGAGUUUCCUUUACCAUCUAUCAGCGCGCCAAUCGAGCCGGAAGGCAUUAUCACGUACACUGACCGCAACACUGCUCAAGGCAAUGCCGUUACGAGAGAGCUGGGCAUCGCUGGCUCUGAUGGGGACAUCCAGUCACCCGUAUGCCCUGAUGCAGAGAGCAGCAUGGAUAUGAGCGAUAUGGCUGUUGAUGCUUGCAACACGACCGCUGAGACUCAGGCGGCACCACUCGCUCCAGGUGCCGUCGCCACCUCACAGGAGCAUUCAAGCCUCCCGGACGGACAACCGGAGCACACGUCGAUCAUCGAGGAAAAAGACCAGUUCUUCGAGUGGAAGAAGAGCGGACGUAGCAUAUUGGAAGUGUCGAACCGGAGCACAGGCAUCAGGAAAAACCGCCCAUUUGCCAAAGCACUCUGA